Molecule: messenger RNA, 3697 nt
Organism: Schistocerca americana (American grasshopper)
Lineage: Eukaryota; Metazoa; Arthropoda; Insecta; Orthoptera; Acrididae
Product: mucin-5AC-like
Exons: 2
Coding region: 27-3611 (1194 amino acids)
Cellular component (GO): extracellular region
Molecular function (GO): chitin binding
Source: RefSeq, a predicted model, not a curated record
UUGAGACCCGCGAUUACAAGAGCGACAUGACGAUUCAGAGAUUUGUGUUGGCAGUGGCCUACCUAUUAACAGGUGUGAUACUAGUUUCUGGAUCACCCGUGGGAGAAUGUCCACCAGUGGAUCCGCUGGACCACACUGACCAUCUACCGGACGACAAAAACUGUUCAGUGUUCUAUAAAUGCGAUCAUGCAGCUCCAGUGUUAUUUGUGUGUCCUGACGAACUUCAUUUCAAUAAAGUACUAGAGGUAUGUGACUGGCCAGAUGCAGCUGGCUGCACUGCGAAUACAGGCGCUAGUUCCACUGCAGCGCCAACUGCAGCUCCAACUGCUGGAUCCACGUCUGCAUCAACGUCAACUGAUAAACCGCAAACCGAUGCACCUAUCACGUCAUCAACAUCUAGCCCAGCGGAGGCAUGUCCAGCGGUCGGCACGUGUCCACAAUAUGAAGAUGAAAACUCGAUUGCUAAGCAUCUUCCACAUACUACAAACUGCAGUCAGUUCUGCAAAUGUGAUCAUGGUAAACCUGUCACUAUGGACUGCCCAGCUGGACUGCACUUCAAUGCUGUUCUGGAGGUCUGUGACUGGCCACAAAAUGCUGGAUGUUCUGGUGGCUCUGGAAGCACGUCAAAUCCUACUAGUUCCACACCUUCAUCAAGCAAUGCAGCCACCACUCAGGCUCCUACUUCAGCACCAAGUUCAACUGCCAAACCUACCACCGCUGCACCAAGCACAACUGCAAAGCCUCCCACAGCAGCGCCAACCACAACAGCUCAACCAACUACAGCUGCACCAAGCUCUUCGUCAACUGCAGCACCCAGCUCACCAGCAACGUCAGACCCAUCUGGAAACUGCCCAGCAAUUGGUGUCUGUCCUCAAUAUGAAGAUGAGAAUUCAAUAGCAAAACAUCUUCCCCAUGCCUCAAACUGCAGUCAAUUCUGCAAAUGUGAUCAUGGUAAACCUGUCACUAUGGAUUGCCCAGCUGGACUACACUUCAAUGCUGUUCUUGAGGUGUGUGAUUGGCCACAAAAUGCUGGAUGUUCAGGUGGCUCUGGAAGCACGUCAAAUCCAACUAGCUCCACACCUUCAUCAAGCAGUGCUGCCACCACUCAGGCUCCUACUUCGUCAUCAACAGCCAAACCUACCACAGCUGCACCAAGCACAACAGCUGACCCUACCACAGCUGCACCUACCACAACUGCCAAGCCUACCACAGCUGCACCAACAACAGCUGACCCUAGCACAACUGCCAAGCCUACCACAGCUGCACCAACCACAACAGCUCAACCAACUACAGCUGCACCAAGCUCUUCGUCAACUGCAGCACCCAGCUCACCAGCAACGUCAGACCCAUCUGGAAACUGCCCAGCAAUUGGUGUCUGUCCUCAAUAUGAAGAUGAGAAUUCAAUAGCAAAACAUCUUCCCCAUGCCUCAAAUUGCAGUCAAUUCUGCAAAUGUGAUCAUGGAAAACCUGUCACUAUGGAUUGCCCAGCUGGACUACACUUCAAUGCUGUUCUAGAGGUGUGUGAUUGGCCACAAAAUGCUGGAUGUUCUGGUGGCUCUGGAACCACAACAAAUCCUACUAGUUCGACAUCUUCAUCAAGCAGUGCUGCCACUACUCCGGCUCCUACUUCAGCACCAAGCACAACAGUAAAACCUACCACAGCUGCACCUAGCACAACAGUUCAGCCAACCACAGCUGCCCCAACGACAACAGGCCAGCCAACCACAGUAGCACCAACCACAACAGUUCAGCCAACCACAGCUGCACCAAGCUCUACAGCCAAACCUACCACAGCUGCACCAACCACAACAGCUCAACCAACCACAGCUGCACCAACCUCUUCAUCAACGGCAGCACCUAGCUCACCAGCAACAUCAGACCCAUCUGGAGAUUGUCCUGCAGUUGGUGUCUGUCCUCAAUAUGAAGAUGAGAAUUCAAUAGCAAAGCACCUACCCCAUGCCUCAAACUGCAAUCAGUUCUGCAAAUGUGAUCAUGGUAAACCUGUCACUAUGGAUUGCCCACCUGGAUUACACUUCAAUGCUGUUCUCGAAGUGUGUGACUGGCCACAAAAUGCUGGAUGUUCGGGUAGCUCUGGAACGACGUCAAAUCCAACUAGCUCCACAUCUUCAUCAAGCAGUGCUGCCACUACUCAGUCUCCUACAUCAGCACCAAGUACAACAGUCAAACCUACCACAGCUGCACCUAGCACAACAGCCAAGCCUACUACAGCUCAACCAACCACAGCGGCACCAAGCUCUUCGUCAACUGCAGCACCCAGCUCACCAGCAACGUCUGUCCCAUCUGGUGACUGCCCAGCAGUCGGCGUCUGUCCUCAAUAUGAAGAUGAGAAUUCAAUAGCAAAACAUCUUCCCCAUGCCUCAAACUGCAGUCAAUUCUGUAAAUGUGAUCAUGGUAAACCUGUCACUAUGGAUUGCCCAGCUGGGCUACACUUCAAUGCUGUUCUGGAGGUGUGUGACUGGCCACAAAAUGCUGCAUGUUCUGGUGGCUCUGGACCUACGUCGGAUCCUACUAGUUCCACACCUUCAUCAAGCAGUGCUGCCACUACUCAGGCUCCUACUUCAGCACCGAGCACAACAGUCAAACCUACCACAGCUGCACCUAGCACAACAGUUCAGCCAACCACAGCCGCCCCAACCACGACAGCCCAGCCAACCACAGUAGCACCAACCACAACAGUUCAGCCAACCACAGCUGUGCCGAGCACCACAGCCAAACCUACCACAUCUGCACCAAUCACAACAGUUCAGCCAACCACAGCUGCACCCAGCACCACAGCCAAACCAACCACAGCUGCACCAACUACAACAGUUCAGCCAACCACGUCUGCACCUAGCACCACAGCCAAACCUACCACAGCUGCACCCACCACAACAGCUCAACCAACCACAGCUGCACCAAGCUCUUCAUCAUCAACAGCAGCACCUAGCUCACCAGUGACAUCAGACCCAACUGGAGAUUGCCCAGCAGUUGGUGUCUGCCCUCAAUACGAAGAUGAGAAUUCAAUAGCAAAACAUCUACCUCAUGCCUCAAACUGCAGUCAGUUCUGCAAGUGUGAUCAUGGUAAACCUGUCACAAUGGAUUGUCCAGCUGGACUACACUUCAACGCUGUUUUGGAGGUGUGUGACUGGCCACAAAAUUCUGGAUGUUCUGGUGGCUCUGGAACGACGUCAAAUCCAUCUAGUUCCACACCUUCAUCUAGCAGUGCUGCCACUACUCAGGCUUCUACUUCUGCUCCAAGUUCAACAGCCAAACCAACCACAGCUGCACCUAGCACAACAGCCAAACCUCCUACAGUUGCACCAACGACAACAGUUCAACCAACGACUGUGGCACCAAGCACAACAGCCAGACCCACCGCAGCUGCACCUAGCUCUACUGCGAGUCCUGAUGUAGAGCCUUGCGAUGCAGUUGGAUCUUGUCCUGUGUAUGACCAAGACUCUAUUGUAAAGCACCUGCCGCACAGAACAAAUUGUGGGCUAUACUGUAGGUGCAACCAUGGUGUACCAAUUACGGAAAAAUGUCCAGAUGGCCUACAUUUCAAUGCAAAGCUGGAAGUAUGUGACUGGCCAUCUGAUGCUGGAUGUCAAUAAGUCAGAUCUCAAUCAUCAUUGCAACCUACAUGAACUGAAAACUGAUAUGAUCAUCUGUAAUGUUGUGUUAUGCUACUUCCUGUAAC